AUGUACAGCCAGCGAUUUGGCAUCGUACAGCGGGAGGUUAAGGGCCCCACUCCCAAAGUGGUGAUCGUGAGAGCCAAGCCUCCCAAAGGCCAAGGGGCUGAGCAUCAUCUGGAAAGACUCCGACGCAGCCAUCAGAAGCAUCAUGCUGUUUUGGCUUCCAUUAAGUCAAACGAGCGGGAUCGCUUGAAAGCUGAGUGGGACCAGCACAAUGACCGCAAGUUUGUGGACAGUCUUGUGAAAGCAAGAGUCAAGGAUGCCAUGCAAGGGUUUAUCAUCAAUACUGAAGAAAGACGAAAUAAGUUACGUGAACUUUUAGCAUCAGAAGAAAAUGAAUAUUUUAUUGAAAUGCAAUUGAAAGAAGAAACAAUUGAGGAGAAAAAAGAUAGAAUGAGAGAUAAAAUCAGAUUAUUAAGAGAGAAGAAAGAAAAAGAGAGACAGGAUUUUGUGGCUGAAAAGCUAGACCAGCAAUUCAGGGAACGCUGUGAGGAGCUCCGUGUUGAGUUGUGCUGUAUCCAUCAGAAGGCAGUGAGCAAGGAUCAGAAAGCACAGAUAGCAUUUAAGGAGGAGCUGAAAAGGCAGAAGCUGGUGGAAGAGCAGAUGUUCUCCAAGCUCUGGGAGGAAGACCGACUGGCCAAAGAGAAGCGAGAAGCCGAAGAGGCGAGGAGACAGAGAGAGCUGGUGGAGAACACACGGCUGGGGCUGAAUGCCCAGAUCACCAGCAUCCAGGCGCAAAGGCAGGCAGCGCGGCGGCUGAAGGAGGAGGAGGCGCGCCUUGUGGAAAAUGACAAAGCACAGGUGAAACUUGAGAAUGAACAGGAUAAGCUAAAGAAACAGAAGACAAAACAGGAAAUAAGGGCUACUUUGCAAAAAGCCCUCCAAGAGAAGAUGGAGCAUAUUCAGCAGGAAUACAGAGAAGAUCAAGACUUGAACAUGAAGCUCAUGCAAAGCGCCCUUCAAAACUUACAGGAAGAGGCUGAUAAAAAGAAGCAAAAAAGAGAAGAUAUGAUAAGAGAACAGAAGAUAUAUCAUCAGUACUUGGCACAGCGGCGUGAGGAAGAAAAAGCUCAGGAGAAAGAACUGGACAGAAUAUUAGAGAAAGAGAAGGAAAAGAAGUUUGCUGAGAAGGACAAGGAGCUGAGACUUGAAAAGGAGGCAAGAAAACAACUUUUGAGUGAGGUCAUGUGUACAAGAAAACUGCAAGUUCAAGAAAAGUUGCAACGAAAAGCAAAAGAACAGGAAGAACGUGCUAUGGAACAGGAACGCAUAAAUGAAGGUCUUAAAGAGCUUAACCGUGAAGAGAGGGAGGAUUUUACAAGACGCUCGAGUUUAGCCCAGGAGUACAGGAAGCAACUUCAGAUGCAAAUGCACUCCCAACAGCAGGCCCGUGAAGUAGAGAAGGAGGAGGAACGCCGAGAGUUUGAAGCAGGGAUGACAGCAGAGAAGAAUUUCCAGGACAAGAUCCAGGAGAUCCUGUCCACCCAUCAAGUGCUGCCCCAAAAUAUUCAUCCCAUGCGGAGAGCAUGCCCUAAUAAACUUACACCAUAG
Mesoplodon densirostris (Blainville's beaked whale) is the source of this 1545-nucleotide messenger RNA. RefSeq names its product cilia and flagella associated protein 53 (gene CFAP53). The transcript has 8 exons. The record is from RefSeq and is a predicted model, not a curated record. NCBI's taxonomy places the organism in Eukaryota, Metazoa, Chordata, Mammalia, Artiodactyla, Ziphiidae. The coding region runs from base 1 to 1545 and encodes 514 amino acids.